AUGUGCCUGAUCAGUGUCCCGUAUUCUCAUGCAGAUAGGCUGCAGCUCAGAGAACCGGUUCUGCCCGAGAACUACCGUUCCUUGGCAGUAGAUAACCUGCACAAAACCAGAGGCAGAGGGGUCGCCGAGGCAAAGAGUGGUCUGCGGGCGGACCCACAGUCGGAGGCAGCGUGUUUCCACGUACCUAAAGGACAUGUCUGGCUAGAAGGUGAUAAUCUCAGGAAUUCUACAGAUUCCAGGUGCUAUGGACCUGUUCCUUAUGGACUGAUAAGGGGACGCAUUUGUUUUAAGAUAUGGCCUCUCAAUGAUUUUGGAUUUCUACGUGCAAGUCCCAAUGCCAAUAGAUUUCUUGAUGACUGA
Merops nubicus (carmine bee-eater) is the source of this 360-nucleotide messenger RNA. It is a transcript of the gene IMMP1L, whose product is annotated as IMP1 inner mitochondrial membrane peptidase-like (S. cerevisiae). Gene Ontology annotation, molecular function: serine-type endopeptidase activity. Gene Ontology annotation, cellular component: mitochondrial inner membrane peptidase complex. NCBI's taxonomy places the organism in Eukaryota, Metazoa, Chordata, Aves, Coraciiformes, Meropidae. The transcript is spliced from 3 exons. The record is from RefSeq and is a predicted model, not a curated record. Bases 1 to 360 code for a protein of 119 amino acids.